AAAUCAAAAUUAUAUUUAUAAAAAAAAAUUUCUUUUGAUAUUAAUGAAUGUUGUACUAAUUUGUACCUAUCUCACAUUAAGAAAACAUAUGAUUGGAUGGGAAGAUUCUUCAAGACCCAAAUGAUGGACGGUGAACUCAAGGUUAAAGCGCAGUUGUACUCCUCAAUUAUUAAUUCACUUUAUUCAUUGACAUCUGUCCACCAAUCAUCAUUCACUCAAAUUGAUUGUCCAACCUACCAAACGAAAGGCUCAAAAUAGCUGGAGGCCGGCAGAGUUGACGUUAAGUCAAUAUACACAUCAGUAUUUUGCCUCAUCUACUCAGAUCACUCCAGCUGCCAUCUCCUCCUCGUCCUGUUGUGCUCGAGAGUAGAUGCUUUUGUAUGUGUAUGCGUGUGUAGCAUAUAUAUAACUGACCAGAUUUUUGGAGAGAGAAGAGAGAGAGAGAGGUGGCGAGGGAGGGAGAUGGGUAAAUAUAUGGCGAGGGAACCGUACAAAGCGGCAAAAGAGGGAAAGGUGGAGUUUCUGUCCGAGAAGGGUGGAGGUGGUGGCGAUGGAUAUUUCCUGAGUGAGACGCCCCUGGGAAACAACAUCCUUCACAUUGCAACGAAGAUGCGCCGAGAAUCCUUUGUUGAGAAAGCAGUAGAGCUAUGUCCAAAGCUUCUCUCACGGCAGAACUCAGAAGGCGAUACUCCUCUCCACGUCGCAGCCCGCUCUGGGAGCUUUAAGGUCGUCCAGCUUCUGGUGGAAUCCUACAAAAACACGGCCAGCGCCAGUGCUACUGACAUGGAGCAGGGCGUGGCUGCAGAGCAACCGCCCUCCCCCGCGCCUUGGACAGUCACAAAUGCAGAGGGUUACACGGCUCUCCACGAAGCUCUGAGGAAUGAUCAUCAGAAAAUGGCCCUAUAUUUGUUGGAACAAGACCCCAGUUUGGCCUCUGUCGUAACCAAUGCCCGCGAGAGCCCCUUUUAUCUUGCUGCCGAAAAAAGGCACCUGAAUUUUAUGAAAAAUAUCUUGUCAUCAGAAGCUCCAUAUAGCACAGAAGGCCCCUGGAAUCAGAAUCCCCUACAUGCCAUGGCGCUUAAUACUUUUGAGUCAUCUGCUACGGAUAUGAUUCUAACUCUGUCCAUUCUUCUUCGGGAAUGCUGAGUUGUCGUCGAAAGGCAAACCUCUCUAAGAUUUCAAAA
Molecule: messenger RNA, 1184 nt
Organism: Malania oleifera
Lineage: Eukaryota; Viridiplantae; Streptophyta; Magnoliopsida; Santalales; Ximeniaceae
Product: protein ACCELERATED CELL DEATH 6-like
Exons: 2
Coding region: 463-1146 (227 amino acids)
Molecular function (GO): protein binding
Source: RefSeq, a predicted model, not a curated record